Peromyscus leucopus (white-footed mouse) is the source of this 571-nucleotide messenger RNA. RefSeq names its product insulin receptor substrate 4-like. The record is from RefSeq and is a predicted model, not a curated record. The transcript has 5 exons. Lineage: Eukaryota; Metazoa; Chordata; Mammalia; Rodentia; Cricetidae. Bases 47 to 514 code for a protein of 155 amino acids.
UUCCAGCAUCAAGAGAGAGAGAGAGAUAGAGAGAGAGAGAGACACCAUGGCUACCUCCAGAAUGUUUCUGGUUCUGCUCUCUAUGGCUCUGCUGGCUCUGACCUCAGCUCAGAGGGCUGAUGAAGAUGAUGAAAAUUCUCUUCAAGAGAGAGAAUCUCUUGAGGGGGGAGACUUCCAUGAAUCAGUUGGUAAUUUCCGUUCAGGAAUACAAGAAUUGAAGAGCCAAUUUGAAGAACAAGUAGGUCAGAUUGGCAAGUCGGCUAAGAAUGUCCUCAAAAGAGGGAAAGAGAAGCUCAACAAAGGGAAAGGCCGAGGUGGUAAUCAAGGCUCUGAUGGUGACAGCUUGAGAGGUCAGGAACGUCAGGGUAGAAGUCAACAAGGAAGAGGUGGUCAAGGAAGUCGUGGCCAGAAAGGCGGAAAAGGCCAGAAUGCAAAAGGUGGCCAGAAAACACGUUCUGGAAAAGGUGGCAAGAGAAACCAGAAAGAGAAUGUUGAAGAACUUUCAGAAGAGUAAAACACUUGCCCCUUCCUUUCCUCAAGUUCAAAGCAUCAAUAAAAUCAUCAGCAUGAA